Molecule: messenger RNA, 2061 nt
Organism: Saccharomyces paradoxus
Lineage: Eukaryota; Fungi; Ascomycota; Saccharomycetes; Saccharomycetales; Saccharomycetaceae
Gene: APC5
Product: anaphase promoting complex subunit 5
Exons: 1
Coding region: 1-2061 (686 amino acids)
Biological process (GO): positive regulation of mitotic metaphase/anaphase transition; protein K11-linked ubiquitination; anaphase-promoting complex-dependent catabolic process
Cellular component (GO): anaphase-promoting complex
Source: RefSeq, a predicted model, not a curated record
AUGAGUGAGUAUGGUCCAUUAGGUAUUACCAACUUUAUUACUCCGUAUGACCUGUGCAUAUUAGUCCUAAUACAUGUUCACAGUUCGCAAGAUAACGGUAUAGCGGUACCGACAGAAGUAUUUCUUCGAUUAAUAUCCCCCACGAGGCCUUCGAUAGAAUGGAACCCCCUGCUCAAGGAUAAUAGCAAUUUACGACCUUCAUCUGUUGUUCCACCUCCUAUACUUCCUAUACUGGAAAACGUAAUAAGGAUGCUAUUAGAUGACAGAGAUGGUAACAAAAUAGCUCUGACAUUAAUGGGUUAUUUAGAGGCAAUUAAUGGGCUGGAUUCAAUAAACAGAUUGAUGAUGGAUUUAGAAAAGAAUUGUUUGGUUAAUAACUACAGGUCGAUGAAAGUGCGCACAACAUCAACUAGGAGACAAAUGACAAGAGCAAGUUUCUUGGGAACGUUUUUGUCAACUUGUAUACGCAAGUAUCAAUUUGGUGAUUUUGAAAUGAGGGAGACGAUCUGGAUAAACCUACAAAAUUUCAAAACUGCAUUUAAGCAAACUCCACUAUGGCAACAGUUCAAAGAUAACAUUCAUAUUCAAAAAGUAAAAAACUGUCUUCUUGCUAACGAUGAGAUCUCGGUGGAGGAUCAACAGAUGGUGGAAUUUUUCCAAAACUUUGAUGAUUGUAACGACGGUAAUUCGAAAACAAUGAACGAAGAAAUUAAUGGGACAUUGAUUUCCAUCCAGCAUUUACAAUCAAUAGUUAACCGCCAAAUUGUGGAUUGGUUAAAUACUACAGAAUUUAAUUCGAACGGCCGCAAAGAAGGGGACAUCACAUCAUAUGAAGAACAACGCCAACUAGUUUUUGACAUGUUAGAUACGCUUUCAUUGAACGAUGCCACAAAGUUUCCUUUGAUUUUUAUAUUAAAGUAUCUGGAAGCUAUUAAGGAAAACAGUUAUCAAAUCGCGCUAGAUUCACUACACAAUUAUUUUGAUUACAAGUCUACAGGUAAUUCUCAAAAUUACUUCCAUAUAUCUUUGUUGUCCCUUGCAACUUUCCACUCAAGUUUUAAUGAGUGUGAUGCAGCAAUAAAUUCUUUUGAGGAAGCCACGAGAAUCGCAAGGGAAAAUAAAGAUAUGGAAACGUUGAAUUUGAUCAUGAUCUGGAUAAUAAAUUUUAUAGAGGUACACCCGGAGUAUGCCAAUAGAUUCUACAUUACAGUGGAACAGAUUAUAAAAUAUCUGAAAAAUAGUUCAGACGUGGAAGAUGCCAAUAUAUUCAGUAGCGCUUACAAGUUUGAAACAUUGUUAUCUAUGGUGAAAGAAUCCAAAACUGCUGAUGUUUCUAGCUCACUUCUGAAAUUUAUGGCUAUCACUUUGCAGAAUGUGCCUUCUCAAAACUUCGAUCUCUUCCAAAGUCUUGUUGAUUAUGAAAUGAAAUUUUGGAAAGAACAGGGAUAUGAAUCCAUAUCCGGUGUAUAUGAGAAAUUCAUAUCUCAAACAUCCUCUUCUUCGCUGAGAAAUCACGACUCUUCUGUCAUCAAUCGAGAUAUAAAAGCAGCUUUUAAGGCACUUGAAGAAGAUGAUUUUUCAAAAGUCAAACAAUAUCUUUUGAAAUCAGAGUCACUGAAACUAGACUACGCCCAGCAAAUAAAUUUUAAAUAUUUAAGAGUGAAAUACUUGAUCAGGACAGGUGAUUAUGACCUGAGUAUGCGACUAAUUAACCAAUAUAUCAAAGAAUGCUGUGAGGAAGUAGCGGAUUCGAACUGGAGAUUCAAAUUUGAAAUUGAAAGUAUCAACGUUUUGCUUCUAUGUAAUGUAGGGAUAAGGGGUUUGCCGAAGAUAAUGCAAUUAAUUGACAAAUACAAAGAGAUAGGAAAUCCUUUGCGAUGUGUGAUAUUGUUGCUUAAGUUGUGUGAGGUUUUGGUUCAGGUAGGGAAGGGAGCGGAAGCAGAGUGCUUGGUGAGCUGUAAUUUAUCCACCAUUCUUGAAUUCCCAUUUAUAAGGAAGAAGACAAAUGAACUCUUAAAGUCCAUUAGCGUUGAGAAGGACACGGAUGUUCAGAUGACUUGA